CGACCAAAUAGCGUGUAGGCAUGGGGAGUCAAUCAGCCCCGAAGCUCACAGUCAAAAACUUGCAAACUUGCCCUACAUAUACCCAAUCGUGAGCGGCAAGUGUGAGGCGAGUACCGAAUCACUUUCCGGAGCACGGGGCACUAACCGGAUUCAACGCAAGUGGCCGCCAGCCAAACCGCGGGAUAUCUUCGCAAGCUUUGCGUUGCAGCAUCAACACCUCCGCCUGUCCAUCACCACCCGUUCGAACCUGCUACGACCCGGCGCGUAGCUGUAAUCGGACCAACCCUACACAUCCUACCAUCACAAUGCUGGCCGGACGCGCCUUCGCCGCCCCCGCGCGGCAAUGCCUGCGACGGACGACCGCAACCUCGAGGUGGACGCCCGCUCUGGUGCAGUCGCGAACCUACGCCUCAGAAGUCGCAAAGUUCAAGGGCCAGAAGGGCAACGACGGAAAGUACACAGUUACGCUGAUUGAGGGCGACGGUAUCGGCCCCGAGAUCGCGCAAUCUGUCAAGGACAUCUACAGCGCCGCCAACGUGCCCAUCAAGUGGGAGCCUGUCGACGUCACCCCCCGCCUCAAGGACGGCAAGACCGUCAUCCCCGACGAGGCCAUCGCGAGCGUCGAACGCAACCUCGUCGCUCUCAAGGGCCCGCUCGCCACGCCCGUCGGAAAGGGUCACGUCUCGCUCAACCUUACUCUCCGCCGUACCUUCAACCUCUUCGCCAACGUGCGUCCCUGCAGGAGCAUCGUCGGCUUCAAGACCCCGUACGACAACGUCGACACUGUCCUGAUCCGUGAGAACACCGAGGGCGAGUACUCUGGCAUCGAGCACGUUGUCGUUGACGGCGUCGUUCAGAGCAUCAAGCUCAUCACGCGCGAAGCCUCCGAGCGCGUCCUCCGCUACGCCUUCCAGCACGCACGCGACAUUGGCCGCAAGAAGGUGCGCGCUGUCCACAAGGCUACCAUCAUGAAGAUGUCCGACGGUCUCUUCCUUUCCACUGCGCGCGACGUCUCCAAGGACUUCCCCGAUAUCGAGUUCGACGCUGAGCUGCUGGACAACACCUGCUUGAAGAUGGUCACCGACCCGCUCCCGUACAAUGACAAGGUCCUUGUCAUGCCCAACUUGUACGGAGACAUUCUGUCCGACAUGUGCGCUGGUCUGAUCGGUGGUCUUGGUUUGACCCCUUCCGGAAACAUCGGUGACGAGUGCUCCAUCUUCGAGGCUGUCCACGGUUCCGCUCCCGAUAUCCAGGGCAAGCAGCUUGCUAACCCCACGGCCCUGCUCCUCUCUUCCAUGAUGAUGUUGAGGCAUAUGGGUCUUGGUGAUCAUGCCAACAACAUCGAACAGGCCAUUUUCAAGACGAUUGCCGAGGGCAAGACCAUCACUGGUGACCUCGGCGGCAAGGCCAAGACCUACGAGUACGCCGACGCUGUCAUCAAGGCCCUCAAGUAGAUGUCCCCAUCUCUUUUUACAUGUGUAGCAUUAAUUCGAGCGGAAUGUGAAGAUGGCUUGGGUUGGUAGCACUGACCUUAUAUUUUGUCUAGAUGUACCAGU
This is a messenger RNA of Paraphaeosphaeria sporulosa, 1556 nucleotides long. RefSeq names its product isocitrate dehydrogenase subunit 2 mitochondrial precursor. Gene Ontology annotation, cellular component: mitochondrion. Gene Ontology annotation, molecular function: NAD binding; isocitrate dehydrogenase (NAD+) activity; magnesium ion binding. Gene Ontology annotation, biological process: isocitrate metabolic process; tricarboxylic acid cycle. The record is from RefSeq and is a predicted model, not a curated record. The coding region runs from base 306 to 1454 and encodes 382 amino acids. The transcript has 3 exons. Lineage: Eukaryota; Fungi; Ascomycota; Dothideomycetes; Pleosporales; Didymosphaeriaceae.